This is a messenger RNA of Nothoprocta perdicaria, 1354 nucleotides long. Its product is annotated as 40S ribosomal protein S20. Gene Ontology annotation, molecular function: protein kinase activity; ATP binding; RNA binding. Gene Ontology annotation, cellular component: cytosolic small ribosomal subunit; ribosome. The record is from RefSeq and is a predicted model, not a curated record. The transcript is spliced from 5 exons. The coding region runs from base 34 to 1311 and encodes 425 amino acids. Gene Ontology annotation, biological process: translation; protein phosphorylation. Lineage: Eukaryota; Metazoa; Chordata; Aves; Tinamiformes; Tinamidae.
UUAGUGACUGCCUAUUCUUGUCUACGUUUUGUUAUGCCAUCACCUAUCCCUCUCAGUCGCUUUCUUCCUGUGGAGUUUUCCCCAUCCGUGGAUUUACGGCCCUGCAGCAGCCCCUUAGUGAUCCCUGGUAAAGAUGGAAAAAGCUUCUUGGGGGGAACCCCUUUGCUCAGGACUCGCCGCCUACCCCCGCGCCUGGCCUGGUGCUCCAUAGACUGGGACCAGCUCUGCCUCCUGCAGCCCCUUGGCUCUGGCGGCUUCGGCUCUGUCUACAAAGCCACGUACCACGGUGCGACUGUGGCUGUGAAGCAGGUGAAGAAGAGCAGCAAGAACAGGCUGGCAUCGCGGCAGAGCUUCUGGGCYGAGCUGAACGUAGCCCGCCUGCAGCACGCGAACGUGGUGCGCGUGGUGGCCGCCAGCACCUGCGCGCCCGCCAGCCAGAACAGCCUGGGCACCAUCAUCAUGGAGUACGUGGGCAACAUCACCCUGCACCAUGUAAUCUAUGGCACUAGUGACACGUGGAGGCAGGCGGAGGACGAUGAAGGAGCAUGUGGAAAAAAGGCCCUGAGCAUGGAGGAGACUGUGUGUUAUUCUUGUGACAUUUUGACUGGCUUAGCUUUUCUUCACUCGCAGGGCAUUGUGCACUUGGACCUCAAGCCUGCCAACAUCUUCAUCACUGAACAGGGAGCGUGCAAGAUUGGAGACUUUGGGUGCUCCCAGCGACUGGAGGACGGCCUGUCGCCGAGCGCGCAGGUUUGCCAGCAAGGGGGCACAUACACCCACCGCGCGCCCGAGCUCCUCAAGGGGGAGCGGGUCACCGCCAAGGCCGACAUCUUCUCCUUCGGCAUCACCCUGUGGCAGCUGGUGACGCGGGAGCAGCCCUACGUGGGCGAGCGGCAGCACGUGCUCUACGCCGUGGUGGCCUACGGCCUGCGGCCGCCCCUCGACGCCGCCAUGGCAUUUAAAGAUACCGGCAAAGCACCUGUGGAACAAGAAGUCGCAAUUCAUCGGAUUAGGAUUACUUUGACAAGUCGCAAUGUAAAAUCCCUUGAAAAGGUCUGUGCCGACUUGAUCAGAGGUGCGAAGGAAAAAAACCUAAAGGUGAAAGGACCGGUUCGCAUGCCCACCAAGACUCUGCGAAUUACUACCAGGAAGACACCUUGUGGUGAGGGCUCUAAGACCUGGGAUCGUUUCCAAAUGCGCAUCCAUAAGCGACUCAUUGACCUGCACAGCCCUUCCGAGAUUGUCAAGCAGAUCACUUCCAUCAGCAUUGAACCAGGUGUAGAAGUUGAAGUCACUAUUGCUGAUGCCUAAGUGAUGGUCAUCCACUUUUAAUAAAGUUGAUUUGCAAAUUUUU